This is a messenger RNA of Vigna umbellata (rice bean), 1280 nucleotides long. The record is from RefSeq and is a predicted model, not a curated record. NCBI's taxonomy places the organism in Eukaryota, Viridiplantae, Streptophyta, Magnoliopsida, Fabales, Fabaceae.
UCUCUCUACACUUCACACUUUCCUUCUAAUCCACAACAUGGCCUCUAAUUACAACCCUGCCAUUACCUUCUCUGAAGUUCUCACGCUGCUCCUCCUUCCCUUGCUAACUGUAGGGGAGCUUGUACAGGAGCAACCACUUGUCCUCAAGUACCACAACGGUCAGCUGCUCAAGGGCCGCAUCACCGUCAAUCUCAUCUGGUACGGCACUUUCACUCCGAUCCAACGCUCUGUCAUCGUCGACUUCAUAAACUCGCUGAGCAGCGCGCCCAACGCGGCGCUUCCUUCCACUGCCACGUGGUGGAAAACCACGGAGAACUACAAGGGGGGAUCCUCUGCGCUGGUCGUAGGGAGCCAGAUUCUCCACCCGGCUUACACGCUCGGGAAAAGCCUCAAGGGGAACCACCUUCUCGCACUCGCCUCGAAGUUUAAUCAACUCAACUCGAUAUCGGUCGUCUUAACGGCUAAAGACGUCGCCGUCGAGGGUUUCUGCAUGAGCCGCUGUGGGACCCAUGGCUCUACCCGAAACGUUCGAAACGCUGCCCGCACCGCUUAUAUAUGGGUUGGAAACUCCGAAACGCAGUGCCCCGGGCAAUGCGCGUGGCCCUUCCACCAGCCGAUUUACGGACCCCAAACGCCACCAUUGGUUGCGCCUAACGGCGACGUCGGGGUUGACGGAAUGAUAAUUAACUUGGCUACCCUUCUUGCUGGGACCGUCACGAACCCUUUCAAUAACGGUUACUUCCAGGGCCCCCCGACGGCGCCGUUGGAGGCUGUUUCGGCUUGCACAGGGGUUUUCGGGAGCGGGUCGUACCCGGGAUAUCCGGGUAAGGUCCUGGUGGAUAAGGUGACGGGGGCGAGCUACAAUGCGCAUGGUGUGAAUGGGAGGAGGUAUCUGGUGCCAGCGAUGUGGGACCCUCAAAGUCUGAUAUGCAAGACUCUCGUGUGAGAGUUCCACGUGGCGUGGGAUGGUGUAGAUAUUGGUGGAUGGGUGCGGAAGCAGGGGAUGGAUAAUGGAUAAUGGAUAAUGGAUAACGGAGUGUGUUUCUAAAUUCUGAGCCUGCUUUUGUCGUUUAGUGUUACGUGUAAAUUGUGGUACUAAAGACUAUAGAGGAAGUGGAAUGUUGUAUAAAUAGUAAAUUAUGAAUAACGAAGAAUAAGAUUGAAAAAGGGAUAUCAUUAAUGUGAUAUAGAUAUAUUUUAUAUAUGAGAAGUUAGGUUGAUGGGUUUGUUUUGUGUAAUUUUAAGAAAAGGAAUCGAAAGUGGGUUUUCUUUUUUAUGAA